AGCUGAGUGGGUGAGGACGUGAGGUCUUAGCCUUCCUAUAUAUUCCCUCCCUCCUCCAUCCUCACCUCUCAUCACUUUGCUUUUCUUCUUCCUCUCCCACAUUCACAACAUGCACAGCAGCUCUCUCCUCCCCAGCUUGCUAGCUCUCCUCGCUGCAGUCGGCCUGGCCGCUACCCAUGCCGCCUUGCCUCCUCAGCUUUACUGGCACUCCAUCCUUCCCUCUACUCCCAUGCCUUCUUCCCUCUCUCACCUCCUCCUCCCUUUUGAUUGGAGGGAAGACAAAGGCACGUCGGUGGCCGUGGGAAAGGGCGGCGUCCACGUGGAUGCCGCAAAAGGAAAGCCCGGAGGCACCACCGUGAACGUCGGAAAAGGUGGCGUGAACGUACACGCGGGCAAAGGCAAACCUGGCGGCGGCACCACUGUCAACGUCGGCGGCAAAGGCGGAGGCGUUACCGUCAACACACCCCACAAGGGAAAGCCUGUCCACGUUUAUGUCGGGAAGUCUCCUUUCAAUUACCAAUACGCUGCCACGGAGACCCAACUCCAUGAUGACCCCAACGUGGCUCUGUUCUUCUUGGAGAAGGACUUGAAACCCGGUCACAAAAUGAACCUCCAAUUCACUCAGAGCACCGACCAAACCUCCUUCCUUCCUCGCGAACUUGCCAAAUCAAUUCCCUUCUCCUCAGCCAAGUUCGAUGACAUAUUGAACAGGUUCGGUAUAAAGCCUGAGUCUGAAGAUGCAGAAGUGAUGAAGAACACGCUGAAGGAGUGUGAGCAAGCGGGUAUAAAAGGUGAGGAGAAGUACUGUGCGACGUCGUUGGAGUCGAUGGUCGAUUUCGCGACGUCCAAGCUCGGGAAGAAGGUGGAGGCGGUUUCUACGGAGGCGGUGAAGGAGACGAGGAUGCAGGAGUACACGAUAGCUCCUGGGGUGAAGAAGAUCGGGGAGGAGAAGGCGGUGGUGUGCCACAGGAAGGAGUACCCGUACGCCGUGUUUUACUGUCACCAGACGGAGACGACCAGGGCCUACACGGUGCCGUUGGAGGGGGCGGACGGGAUCAGAGUGAAAGCCGUCGCUGUUUGCCACACCGACACGUCUCAGUGGAACCCGAAGCACAUGGCGUUCCAGGUGCUCAGAGUGAAGCCUGGCACUGUCCCCGUCUGCCACUUCCUCCCUCAGGAUCAUGUCGUUUGGGUGCCCAAACACACUUAAAUUCUCUGAGCAGCUUUCCAUGUGAUUUGUGUUUGUCGACAGCCAUGGGCUAAGUUCGAUUGUUCCGAUACGGAACUCAAUCUUCGUAUAAUAACAGCAUGUCUUAUCGUAUAAUAAUCCUACUAUAUAUAGUACUACUCUGUGCAUGCUAUCUACUUGGUUACACGCACACUUGAUCAGGAUUCAGGCUUGUGUACAAAUUUGCAUGUGAUGCGUUAUGAACCAUGUAUAUGUUUUAAUAUAGUGAGGUUUUCAGACUCCCUCA
Prosopis cineraria is the source of this 1475-nucleotide messenger RNA. Its product is annotated as BURP domain protein RD22. Bases 110 to 1210 code for a protein of 366 amino acids. The transcript is spliced from 4 exons. The record is from RefSeq and is a predicted model, not a curated record. Lineage: Eukaryota; Viridiplantae; Streptophyta; Magnoliopsida; Fabales; Fabaceae.